Kogia breviceps (pygmy sperm whale) is the source of this 966-nucleotide messenger RNA. It is a transcript of the gene NAXE, whose product is annotated as NAD(P)HX epimerase. The record is from RefSeq and is a predicted model, not a curated record. Gene Ontology annotation, cellular component: mitochondrion. NCBI's taxonomy places the organism in Eukaryota, Metazoa, Chordata, Mammalia, Artiodactyla, Physeteridae. Gene Ontology annotation, molecular function: NAD(P)HX epimerase activity.
CCGCGCAUGCGCCGGGGCCGGGCCGGGCCGGGGGCGUGCGCUCUGAGAGCUGAAUGUCCGGGCUGCGGGCGCUCCUGGGGCUCGGGCUGCUGGUUGCGGGCUCGCGCCUAUCGCUCCUCAAAGUCCAGGCCGGCGCCUGUCGCGCAGGAGCCACCUGGUGGGGGCCGCAGCGGCUGAUCUCGGGUGGCCGCGGGGACUCAGAGGUCAUGGCGAGCUCAGCAGUGAAGUACCUGAGCCAGGAGGAGGCCCAGGCCGUGGACCAGGAGCUGUUUAACGAGUACCAGUUCAGCGUGGACCAACUUAUGGAGCUGGCCGGGCUGAGCUGUGCCACAGCCAUUGCCAAGGCAUAUCCCCCCACGUCCUUGUCCAGGAGCCCCCCUACUGUCCUGGUCAUCUGUGGCCCCGGGAAUAAUGGAGGAGAUGGCCUGGUCUGUGCUAGACACCUCAAACUCUUUGGCUACCAGCCAACCAUCUAUUAUCCUAAAAGGCCUAACAAGCCACUCUUCACUGCACUGGUGACCCAGUGCCAGAAAAUGGACAUCCCUUUCCUUGAUGAAAUGCCCCCAGAGCCCAUGCUGAUUGAUGAACUAUACGAGCUGGUGGUGGAUGCCAUCUUUGGCUUCAGCUUCAAGGGUGAUGUUCGGGAGCCAUUCCGCAGCAUCCUGAGUGUCCUGAGUGGACUCACUGUGCCCAUUGCCAGCAUCGACAUUCCCUCAGGAUGGGAUGUGGAGAAGGGAAACUCUGGAGGGAUCCAGCCAGACUUGCUCAUCUCCCUGACAGCACCCAAAAAGUCUGCAACCCAGUUUACUGGUCGCUACCACUACCUGGGGGGUCGUUUCGUGCCUCCUGCUCUGGAAAAGAAGUACCAGCUAAACCUGCCACCCUACCCUGACACAGAGUGUGUCUAUCGUCUGCAGUGAGGGAAGGUGGGCGGGCAUUCUUCCCAAUAGAUUUAGUUCCUCUCUC